AUGUCGACGAUACCGGCGGACACCCUGCAGUCGGGCAAUCCCCCCGUUCUGCCCCUCGAUUUCAACGCGAACCAGCCGCCCAAGGUGAGGGUCUACCCGUUCUCGAACUACACGUUUGGCGUCAAGGAGACACAGCCCGAAGAAGAUCCUUCCGUGAUUGCACGAUUAAAGCGCCUUGAGGAGCACUAUGCCGAGCAUGGCAUGCGCCGCACGUGCGAGGGUAUUCUGGUGUGCCACGAGCACAACCAGCCACACAUUCUGAUGCUGCAGAUCGCAAACGCUUUUUUCAAGCUUCCCGGCGACUAUCUGCGGCCAGAACACGACGAGAUUGACGGAUUCAAGGCGCGUCUCGACGAGCGCCUAGCACCUGUUGGCCGCCUCGGAGAGGACGAGAAGGACGGGGAGUGGGAGAUUGGCGAGUGUCUGUCGCAAUGGUGGCGGCCCAACUUUGAGACCUUCAUGUACCCUUUUGUGCCUGCACACGUCACUCGCCCCAAGGAGUGCAAAAAGAUCUACCUCAUUCACCUGCCCAAGAACAAAGUGCUCAGCGUCCCCAAGAACAUGAAACUGCUCGCCGUGCCUCUGUUCGAGCUUUACGAAAACAGCGGCCGAUACGGGCCUCAACUUUCUGCGAUCCCGCAUAUCUUGAGCCGUUAUAACUUUGAAUUCGUUGACGAGGACGGCAAGGUUGUCAAGGUGACGCCCGGCGACGGUUCUAAGGCUGGAGAAGAGCGCCCCAAGACAAAGGUACUCGUCGGCGACGACACAGACAUGAAGGAGAUAAAGGAGGAGAACGGAAUUAACUAA
Akanthomyces muscarius is the source of this 807-nucleotide messenger RNA. RefSeq lists its product as uncharacterized. Gene Ontology annotation, cellular component: mRNA cleavage factor complex. The record is from RefSeq and is a predicted model, not a curated record. Gene Ontology annotation, molecular function: mRNA binding. NCBI's taxonomy places the organism in Eukaryota, Fungi, Ascomycota, Sordariomycetes, Hypocreales, Cordycipitaceae. Bases 1 to 807 code for a protein of 268 amino acids. The transcript is spliced from 2 exons.